AAUGGGGCGAUUAGGGACAAAUUCCAACUUUAUGACCAAUUUUAAGGUAGUUGUUGAUGUAUAUAAUGGUAUAUCAGGAUCAAAAUGAUUGAGUCUUGGGGGCAUCUUUGUUGUCCAAUUUAAAACUAUGCAACUAGCCUUCCAGUUUAAGCAAAAAAAGCAAAAAUUGGUGUAAUCCCUAUUUACCCGGAAAUUGUGGUUAAUUGGGACGAAAUGAGAAAUUUGCUAGGGUGGGCACUACUUGGUUUUAAUUUAUUUAUUUAUUUAGUUGCACCAACAAAGUGAUCAUCAAUAAAAAACAUUGAAAAACUGACACUCUGAACAAAUAUUAAAUAUGUUAUUAUGUAUUACUUAGACAUUUUUGUCCACCUUGAGAUUUCAUUGUUCUUAUUACAUGUCUGUGCAAAUUUGACUUACUUUAUAUUAAAUUGCUUAGCUAUUUCAACUAAAGACUUAUUCCCAAUUAGGCAAUUUCCCAAUUGCUGUUUUUAAUAUUAAGGGAUAAUAUCUCUUAUAAGGCUUUGCACUCUGAUACGUACACGCGAGGCAUAUCUAAAAAUAGAAAACAAUACGUAACCGAUAAUAUAAAUAUUUACCAAACAAUAAAAUAACACAUUGAUAAUUUUGAAUAAAAGUUCUAGACAAAAACAUGAUGAAUAAACCAGAUUUUUACCAACAAAUUUAAAAAAUAUUGUUAUAACUACAUAGACAACCCUACAAACCUGUACCUAUUUAUACUUAGGUCGUUUCCAUUUCACGUAUUCUCAUCCCAAUUGACCCCUUUUUCGUUGUUAUUUGUACCUAAGACGUCCCCAAUAUCCCCAAAAACAACAGCUUUUUACAUGUAUUUUUAUUUUAUCAAAUACAUUAAAACCAAUAACAACUGAGACUUACCUUUAAUAUACAUGAUGGUUCAAACACUAAAUAACGUUUAUAAAUCACAGUCGUCUUCUAUUAUUAUCAAAUAAAUAAAAGAGAGCAAAGUUUCUAGCACUAAAAUAAUUACCACCACAGAAAGUUAAUUUGAAACGCGAUUUUUUAUAAGUUAGCAGCUAUUAUCAUGCAUAUUCAGAGUUGUUUUGUAAACUUUCAACAUUCUACUAUUAAACUACAAAAAAUGGAAGAUUUUGAAACGAAUUUUUAACUAAUAUUGAGCGUCGAAAGAUUUUCCCGGCUUUUUCCCGAUUCGCCUCUCAAUCCCUAAUCGCCCCAUUUUACGGUACCUACUACCUAAUUCGUGAGCAAUCAUAACAUUACAAUCAUAGAUUAUACACUUAUUAUCAAAUUCAAGUAAGCAAACGUGAACAUUUGUUUCUGUAUCAGAUUCUGUAUUUUUUACUUGUGACAGUGCUCCCUUAGUUAGACUAAGCUUUAAAUAUAUUUGUAAUUAGUGUUGAUACAACAUGGAAGACGAUAGAAAACAUGAGAAGAAACGCAAACGGUUUGCUGCCCGAUUGAAUACUCUGAAAGGAAUUGUUUGUUAUGAAGAUCCUAGGCCCAAUGUGAUUCUUUGCAAUGUGGGGCAAGCUACAGGAUUUGAUAAGCAAAAACUGUUGAAACUGCUCACAGAGUACAAGGUAAACACACCAUUGCCUAAGUUUGUUGCCGAGAAAGGAGAAUCCUACUCAUAUCUCAUGUUUGAUAAAGCCGAGAAUGCAUCACUAUUUUAUGAGGCAUGCAAUGGGAAAGCACAGGUAGAUGAGAAUGGAACAACACUCUAUGUGACAUUUGUUGAAAAUGUUCCGGAUACUGAUAUUAUUUGUAAGCAUCCAAAUCCUAAAGGCUUACAUAUAAUACCCGAUUUUCUUACCGAAGAUGAAGAGAAGUUAUUCCUUAAUACCUUUAACAUACAACACGUAGAAACAACAUUAAAGAACCGUCAAGUCAAACAUUAUGGUUAUGAGUUCAGAUAUGGCAGCAAUGACGUUGACUUGAGUUGCCCAUUGCAGGAAAAAAUACCAAAGAUUUGUAAAUUGCUGUGGAGAAGGCUCCAACACUAUGGUUACGAUCUCGGAGUACCAGUUCAGCUGACUGUUAACAAGUACUUACCUGGGCAAGGUAUCCCGUCGCAUGUCGACAAACACAGUCCAUUUGGAGAAACAAUUCUGGCCCUAUCACUGGGCUCCAAUGUGGUUAUGGAUUGGAAGCAUCACACAGGGAAAUAUGUGCCAGUUAUGGUUGAGGCUAGAUCAAUGAUGAUAAUGCAAGAUGAAGCUAGAUAUGACUGGCAGCAUGGAAUACAGCCAAGAAUGUGGGACCCAGUCCUUGAUGUUCGUUUAAUAGAUAAUGAGAAAGUUAAAGUGAUCACAUCUGAUACUGUACAGAGGGAGAUGAGAAUCUCCUUGACAUUCCGAUGGACCAGAUGCGGGCCAUGUAAAUGUGAAUACAAGAUGUUGUGUGAUAGCAUUGAACGUAAUAUUCCUGAGACAAUUAGCAAUGAUGUUGCAUCUAACAUAGAGGACAUACAUGUGCACCAGGUAUACGAACAAAUCGCAGGACACUUCAGCACAACGCGGCACAAGCCUUGGCCCAAAGUUGUAGACUUCAUGCAGCACGUGCCGGCUGGAUCUAUAGUGCUGGACCUUGGCUGUGGCAAUGGCAAGAAUAUACUCAACAGAACAGAUAUAUUGCAGGUAGCCGGUGAAAGGAGCAGCGGUCUACUAGAGGAAUGCAAGGGGCUCACGGCCCGGAUAUCCGGCGCCGACUGCAUCCGGUUGGACUUGCUCAACACCGGCCUCAAGGACGAGUGCGCUGAUUUCAUCAUUUGCGUAGCCGUCGUGCACCACUUCAGCACACAGGCACGGCGCCUCCACUCGCUACAAACAAUACACCGACUCCUGCGGACCAACGGGCAAGCGCUCAUCACGGUGUGGGCCAAGGAUCAAACCAAGUCGAGCUACCUGUCCCGGACCCGGGCGCCGCUGCUGGACCGGCACAAACUGACGGUGGGCGGCAUCCACUUGCCCGUGCACGAGAACCGCACGCAGUUCCAGCACAAGGAUCUGCUGGUGCCCUGGAACCUGCGCAGCAAGGCGCCCCCGCUCCAACAGCCCGACACCACCUUUCUCAGAUACUACCACGUCUUCGAUGAAGGGGAACUGGAUCAGCUCUGCCGAGACGCGCGGCUCGCGAUCGUCAGGAGCUUCUACGAGGAAGGCAAUUGGUGUGUCGUCUGUAUGAAAGUGUAAUAGGGAAAGUUGAAAGUUAAAUAUGGAUAUCGUCUCAGCAUUUUUGUCUAAAGGCAAGACGUCAUGUGUGUUGGCAUCGUUGGCCGCAAGUGCCUCUCGAGUGAAAAGUGGCACGCUGCAUGCUGGCUGUAUGCCACUGAUUCCCUGGCUCAUUUCGAAAUGAAGUGUAAAAUAUUGAAAUUGAUGAUGUCACAGAUGACAGUUGUUUGUGUUGCAACAAUGCAAGUAUGAAAUGUGUGCGAGGAAGCCAAUGUGUGAUGGUCAAAUAUCAGAUCAGAUUUACUUUUUCCAACACAAAAAUGAUUUAAACAAAUUGGUGUGUAGUUUUUUUAUUUAUUUUCGAUCUCAGUCGAGUUCUCUACAUACAAUACGUUUUUAAAUGAGUUGUUUAAAGUUUUUUUUGUCCUAUAAUUAUUCACUGGAUGAGAAAUUCUGCCAAAAAUUAUAGUUAUUUAUAUGAAUGUAUAUUGUCGUAAACUUCGAGAAUGUAAUUAUAUUGUGACAUCCGGAGUGAAGUUAGCAUUCAAUUGUAACGUGAAUUUUACAAGUAUGUAGUUAGCGGUCAAAGUAAAGUAAAUGACAAAUUAAGGUAAUGCUGCUACACAUUCUACAUGUUCAAAGUCCAUGUGCUUGAAUGUUUGAAUUUUUUAAUUGUCUUAAACUUUUGUAUACACCAAAGAAGUGUAUUGUCUAUAAACAAUUUAUCUGUUUAUCAACUAAAUAUUAUAAUAAAAAUGUAUCCAUUUUAAUUUGUAAGUGGAAAUAUCGUGGUUUAUCCAUGUGUGUUGUUUAUAACCGUCGUUCUAUAGAACAUUCCUAAUUGUAAUUGAAAUAAACGUCUCUGAAUGUUGUAAA
Molecule: messenger RNA, 4043 nt
Organism: Bombyx mori (domestic silkworm)
Lineage: Eukaryota; Metazoa; Arthropoda; Insecta; Lepidoptera; Bombycidae
Product: alkylated DNA repair protein alkB homolog 8
Exons: 8
Coding region: 1404-3188 (594 amino acids)
Biological process (GO): tRNA wobble uridine modification; tRNA methylation
Cellular component (GO): cytoplasm; nucleus
Molecular function (GO): tRNA binding; tRNA (5-carboxymethyluridine(34)-5-O)-methyltransferase activity; S-adenosylmethionine-dependent methyltransferase activity
Source: RefSeq, a predicted model, not a curated record